Molecule: messenger RNA, 2361 nt
Organism: Diutina rugosa
Lineage: Eukaryota; Fungi; Ascomycota; Pichiomycetes; Serinales; Debaryomycetaceae
Gene: KCS1
Product: inositol polyphosphate kinase
Exons: 1
Coding region: 1-2361 (786 amino acids)
Biological process (GO): inositol phosphate biosynthetic process; phosphatidylinositol phosphate biosynthetic process
Cellular component (GO): cytoplasm; nucleus
Molecular function (GO): inositol hexakisphosphate kinase activity
Source: RefSeq, a predicted model, not a curated record
AUGCGCGCCCGCCAGCCCCUCCCCGACAACAUGGCGGCCCUAGACUUGCUGGAGAGCUCGCUGAGCAACAUCCAGGGGCGCAAGGCGGCCCGGCUGCUCCGCUACUUUCGCGCCCCGUCCACACCCACCACCCCGGCGCCGCCGGGCGCGCCCGGGACCCUGGUGGUGGCGCCAGCGGGUGCCACCGCCACCAGCACCACCAGCACCACCAGCGCCAGCGACGACGUCGUCAGCGACACCGACGCCGACAUCUUAUCGCCGUUGCCGCCGCUGGCAACGCCGGCGGCGCCGGCGAAGCGCUCGCUGCGCCUGCUGGUGGAAGACCCCAUCCUGCUGGCCACCUACUUCCCCCACCUGCCCCAGCGUCGCGGCAGCACCAGUCAUGCCCAGCACUUGACGGCGAAGAUCGAGUUUGACCAUAGCGACGUCGGCGCUACCAUCACCGCUGUCAGCAGUAGCACCGGCAGCGAUUCCCCCGCCGUCGCUGGCGCCGGCGCCAGCGCCAUCACUUCUGGUACCACAGCUAACACCAUUACCGCGACGAGUGCCAGCGCUGUUGCUGACCCCAGCGCCGGCGCCGCCGCCUCGGUGUCGCCCACCGCCACCGUCAUCACCGCGUCGCUGCCGGCGCCGCGCCCGCGCCCGCUGUUCUCAUCGCCUGUAUACCCGUUAGCGGUGGAGUUGCGCCCGUUCAAAAAUAAGGUCGGCGGCCACACGGCGAUCUUCCUGUUCUCGAAGCAGGCAGUGUGCAAAGCCCUCGUCAAUCGGGAGAACGUGUUUUACGAAACGGUGGAGCAGCACCACCGCGAGCUUCUCCAAUUCAUGCCCAAAUACAUUGGCGUGCUUAACGUGCGCUACCUGCUGAUGGUCCCUGAAAAUGCUACUCCCGGAAGCGAUCCUACCGGUGGCGCUUCCACUGGUGAUGCUACGAGCCUGCUGCUCCCCGAAGAGGUCCACCGCGCCUUGCUCACAAGAGACGUUGAUAUCCCCGAAAUCGAUAUGGGCGAGGGAGCGACGUCAAAGACGGCAGCGCCCAGCGCUACGCCCUCAGCACCUGCAGCGCCUCCGGCGCCUUUGGCGCAAGUGGCGCUGCUGCCGCUGACGAACCCGGAAGUGGUGCUUGACGACAACAAACACAUGAUCCCCAACUCGUUGUGGAAACACUACCUGAGCCUGUUGCCGCUGCCCCAGCACUUCAAUUGCGACGACGACGACGACAGCCUCCACUCCACCGGCGACGGGCUGACGACGAUCAACACCGACUUCCAGGCGCGCGUGCUCCAGGAAGUGUUCCAGCCGCUCCACACGCCGCAGCUGCAGGACGAUAUUUUCGCCAUGGACGAAGUUGACGACCAGCACGGCAACGGCGACGACCACCCGCUGAACGAUACCACUCCGCCCACGGGAGUGGCGCCGGUGGCGAGCGCUCCCGGCGCCACCCCCGUUGGUGCGGCGCUGCCGGUGCUCCGCAAACACACGCGGUUUGAGCGCUACAUUCUCUUGGAAGACUUGACCUGCGACAUGGAGUAUCCGUGUGUGCUUGACCUCAAGAUGGGCACGCGCCAGUACGGCAUCGAGGCACUGCCGCUGAAGCAGCGCUCCCAGCGGCGCAAGUGUCGCCAGACGACGCUGCGCGAGCUCGGCGUCCGCGUGUGUGGCCUCCAAGUGUACACACUCAAGCCGGCGCCGGCGGCGCUGGAGGAAGACCGGGCGCUGGCGCUAGCGGAAGAUACCGCCAAGGAAGCGCCCGAAGUCCACUGCCUUGUGCGCGAUAAGUACUUUGGCCGCCGCAUCCGGGUUGGCGCCGAGUUCGCCAAGACGCUCGCCCGCUACUUAUACAACGGCAACGACACCUGGCUGGUACUCGUCAAGCUUCCGCGGCUUGUGGCCCAGCUCCACGAGCUCAGGGAGAUCUGCAUCGGCCUUAAGGGUUACCGGCUCUACGGACUGCUGAUCCUCUUGAUGCACGACGCCGCCCGCCCCGAGGUCGCCAAGUUGAAAAUCAUCGACUUUGCCCAGCUGGUGAUCGCCGAGCCGAGCCCCAUGGGCCUUCGCCACAUCACCAUCCCGCCGCAGCACCCUGAUACUUACGACAAAGGGUACGUGCGCGGGCUUGACUCGCUCAUCGUCUACUUCAGCACCAUAUUCAGCAUUUUGACGGGGCACCCGUUCACCCUGCCGGCGCUGGCGCUGCGCUUUUUGGAGACGCACCGGCAGGCGUACGGGGGUCCCUGUCGCUGGCUCGACGGCUACGCCGAGCGCCGCGACGACUGCAUUGACCCCCGCGAUGUUAACGACCCUCACGAUCCAUUCAAUAUCACCUACACCGUCGAAAAUGAGGACAGCGACGUGUCGGACUAG